AACUCAUCUCUUCUUCAUGUCCUGAUCCUCUUUCCAUAAGUAGACACGCCAAUCUCUGCUCCUCCCCCUCUAAAUUCUCCGACCCAAAAUUGCAGAUUUUUCAUAUAGAUCCUUAGUUCGGACGAAGGAAGAAGGAUGGGGAGUCUCCGGCUCGCCGCCGCCGCCGUCGCCGCGGUCUUAUCCUGGGUGCUGAUGCCGCCGGCGUCGGGGAGGUUCGUGGUGGAGAAGGAGAGCAUCAGCGUGGUCUCUCCCGAGUCGAUCAAGGGGCGUCACGACGCCUCCAUCGCUAACUUCGGCGUGCCCAACUACGGCGGCACCUUGACCGGCGUCGUCAUCUACCCCUCCCGGGGUCGGACCGGCUGCAACGCCUUCGAAGACGGCCCGUUCCAGUCCAAGUCCAAGCGCCCCGUCGUUCUCCUCGUCGAUCGCGGAGAUUGCUACUUCGCUCUGAAGGCAUACAACGGGCAGCAGGCCGGCGCUGCAGCGGUCCUCGUCGCCGACACCAUAGACGAGCCCCUCCUGACCAUGGACGCCCCCGAAGAAAGCGACAACGAAUUCGUCGAAAAGAUCACCCUCCCCUCCGCCCUCAUCACCCGAUCUUUGGGCGCGGCGCUCAAGGGCGCCAUCGCGAAGGGCGACGAGGAGGUGGUGGUCAAGCUGGACUGGCGGGAGUCGAUGCCGCACCCCGACGAGCGGGUCGAGUACGAGUUCUGGACCAACAGCAACGACGAGUGCGGCGACCGAUGCGACGAGCAGGUGAAGUUCGUCGGCGACUUCAGGGGCAACGCUCAGAUCCUCGAGAAGGGCGGCUUCGCCCUCUUCACCCCGCACUACAUCACCUGGUACUGCCCGGAGGCCUUCCGGGCAAGCAAGGAGUGCAAGGCGCAGUGCAUCAACAACGGCCGCUACUGCGCCCCCGACCCCGAGACGGACUUCGAAGAGGGAUACGACGGCAAGGACAUCGUCGUCGAGAACCUCCGGCAGCUCUGCGUCCACCGAGUCGCCAACGAGAGCGGGAGGCCGUGGGCCUGGUGGGACUUCGUGACCGACUACCAGGCGAGGUGCUCCAUGAAGGAGAAGAAGUACAGCAAGUCAUGCGCAGAGGCUGUCGUCUCUUCCCUGGGAUUGUCUUUGGACAAGGUCACAAAGUGUAUGGGAGACCCCGAAGCCGACGCUGAUAACGAAGUCCUGAACAUCGAGCAAGAACUUCAGGUCGGCCACGGCAGUCGCGGAGAUGUUACUAUCCUGCCCACCUUGAUGAUAAACAACGUUCAGUAUCGAGGGAAAUUAGAGAGGACUGCUGUGCUGAAGGCAAUCUGUGCAGGAUUCAAAGAGUCUACUGAGCCUGUUGUUUGCUUAAACCCAGAUAUUGAGACGAAUGAGUGUCUCACUUCGAAUGGAGGUUGCUGGAAGAACACACAGCUGAAUAUCACUGCUUGCAAAGAUACUUUUAGGGGAAGAAUCUGCGAGUGCCCUGUAGUAAACAACGUCCAAUUCAGUGGAGAUGGCUAUAAUUCUUGCAUAGCUGUGGGUCCUGGAAGAUGUGCAAUUGAUAAUGGAGGUUGCUGGAAUGCUACCAGGGAUAACCAGACAUUCUCAGCUUGUUCAGAUUCACUGCUGAAGGGUUGUCGCUGCCCAUAUGGAUUCUCUGGUGAUGGCUAUGAAUGCCAAGAUAUUGACGAGUGCAAGGAGAAGCUUGCUUGCAGUUGUCCUGAAUGCUCCUGCAAGAACACAUGGGGAGGGUAUGACUGCAAGUGCAGAGGUGACCUUGUGUACAUAAAGUCUGAGGACGCGUGCAUCGCUAAGAAUGCCUCAAAGUUCUCUUUGUUUAUAACACUCUUUGUGCUAGCAAUUGUGGUCAGUGCUGCAAUAGCAGCUUAUGUAUUCUACAAAUACAGACUCAGGUCUUACAUGGAUUCUGAGAUCAUGGCCAUCAUGUCGCAGUACAUGCCUCUUGACAACCACCAAAAUGGGGAACAACCCUUGAGAGAAGACACAACAAUAUAAUGAGGGUUUAGUUUGCAUGGUUGUGCCUUAAUUCUGCAUCAUCAGUCAUUCUUGUUUGAUUCACAGAAGUAGAUAUCAAUGUAGAUUCACAGGUUGAGCUGAAAUAUAUCAGACGAUAGAUCCUGGCCAAAAGUUUUCAUGUUUCAUGUUUAGAAAUUAAUUUUGAUCGUGCAGUCAACUUUCAAAGCUGAUGCACGGUUGAGGAUAAAAAGGUUUGUAAAAGAAACUUGCAUUGGCUUUGUAGUGGGGGAGUUGCAUAUAGUUUUACAGGUUUGGAUU
This is a messenger RNA of Zingiber officinale, 2286 nucleotides long. Its product is annotated as vacuolar-sorting receptor 6-like. The transcript has 12 exons. The record is from RefSeq and is a predicted model, not a curated record. NCBI's taxonomy places the organism in Eukaryota, Viridiplantae, Streptophyta, Magnoliopsida, Zingiberales, Zingiberaceae. Gene Ontology annotation, molecular function: calcium ion binding. The coding region runs from base 136 to 2007 and encodes 623 amino acids.